Messenger RNA from Coccomyxa subellipsoidea C-169, 507 nucleotides. RefSeq lists its product as hypothetical. Bases 1 to 507 code for a protein of 168 amino acids. The transcript has 3 exons. Lineage: Eukaryota; Viridiplantae; Chlorophyta; Trebouxiophyceae; Coccomyxaceae. The record is from RefSeq and is a predicted model, not a curated record.
AUGCCUACAGCCCGACCGCGCAACUCCGUGCGGACGUCGCCGUUUUCGGCGCUCGAUGUGCUAACGGAAAGAGCUCGCUUAGAACACUCCACAGCAACUGAGUUUGCUGAAUUUGACCACGACGCGAAAUUUGCCGAGCUUGAGAGAAAGUUUGCCGAGCAAGAUGCUCUGAACGCCGCGAAUAAGGAAAAGGAGCGGCGCAUCGGCCGACUGCAGCUGAUGGGAGAUGCGAAUUACGAGGUGGCGAGGAAGGGCCACCAACUUCUGCUCCGGGCUGCCCGAUACCCCAAGGCCCACAUCUCAGAGUCUGACAAGGAGACGGCGCGUGUUUCAGAGAUCAAGGGCUAUGUUGGCGAGAUAGUGAAUGCCUCCAACGCCACUGUCACACACAAACUGAUGGAUUUCUUGGCCUCAUUCUCCACCGGAGGGAAGCUCUUUGUUCCGGAUACACACGAGACAAUAGCCAAGAAGUUGGAACUGCUCAACAAGGUGGGCAAUGGAAGCUAA